AGCUGUCUGCAAAGACAUGCUCAGGCUCCUUCCCCUCCUCUGGGCAGGGUCUGGCUGUGGCAUUGGAUCCCCGAGUUCCUGGUCUUGCCGGCACUGUUUAAAGGUGGUGCUCGGAGCUGCUGCUCAGACGGCUGCAGCCCAGGACAGGUCGAGCAGGGAGCUGCGAGGAUGGGGGCGCUCCAGUGGGUUCUGCUCUUCGCACUGUGGAGCUCGGUCGCAGGAAAAGGCUGCAAACGUUUAAGCACAAUCCCUGAAUUUGGAGAUAUCUACCAUGUCAAAGGAGUCAUCAGCCUGCCUUACGCCGAAAUCGAGGAGCCCUUCGAAGCCUGGUACAACCUGACCGGAGGAAAGAGCCGGAUCCAGUACUACCACGGGCAGGUGAUAACUUACCAGUUGGGAUCGGUGAAGCCGUACGGUACCAGCUACAAGAUUACGCCGGAAACUACUGAGAUGGAAAUGAACAUCGUGAAGUGCUUCCAGAUCAACGGCACGAAAGAGAAGCUUGUCAAGCCGCAGAGCGUCUUUCCCCACACACAUGGCUUCAAGUUCCUGCGGGAGGAGUACUUCAAAGGGCAGUACUGCAGCGUGUGGCAGGACAUGUCCAACUGGGGCAAGAAGAAGAACGUCUACACCUUGUGGGUGACCAACACCAGCUGCGGCUGGUCGCCCGUCCACUACGAGAUGCGGGGUUACAACAGCGUGCUGGGCUCCCACUACGACAAGUACGAGAUCGACUACAGCGACUUCACCCACAGCUACCCGGCCUCUGCCUUCAACCUCCCCACCAACGGAACGAAGUCCUGUGGGGAGCUCCCCGGGUUGGGAGCAGAGCGCUGGAUCCUGGCCAACCCCAUGCAGGACUUUGUGGGGCAGCAGGAGGACCGGUCCCACCAGGUGUUCCACCACUACCGGAAGGCGUUCGGGAAGAGCUAUGGCAGCGAGCAGGAGAUGGAGCACAGGACGCACACCUUCACCCACAACAUGCGGUUCAUUCACUCCAAGAAUCGGGCCAACCUGUCCUACAAGCUGGCUCUGAACCACUUGGCCGACCGCACCCCGGAGGAGAUGGCCGUGCUGCGGGGGCGGCUAAAGAGCGGGGCCCCCAACAACGGGCAGCCGUUCCCGUCCGAGGGGUACACCGGCCUCAUCCUGCCCGAGAGCCUGGACUGGAGGCUGUACGGCGCCGUGACCCCAGUGAAGGACCAGGCCGUGUGCGGCUCCUGCUGGAGUUUUGCUGUCACCGGGGCAAUGGAGGGUGCCCUGUUCCUCAAGACCGGAGUAGUGACCCCGCUGUCCCAGCAAGUCCUGAUCGACUGCUCCUGGGGCUUCGGGAACUACGGCUGCGACGGCGGUGAGGAGUGGAGCGCGUACGAGUGGAUCAAGAAGCACGGCGGCAUCGCCAGCACCGAUUCCUAUGGCCUGUACAAAGGCCAGAACGGCUUGUGCCACUACAACAAGUCCGAGCUGGUGGGCAAAAUGAAAGGCUACGUCAACGUCACCUCGGGUAACAUCACGGCCCUGAAAGCUGCCAUCUACAAGAAUGGCCCCGUGGCCGUCAGCAUCGACGCCUCCCGGCGGUCCUUCUCCUUCUACUCCAACGGUGUCUACUAUGAACCCAAGUGUGGUAACCAGAGAGGUGACCUGGACCACGCGGUCUUGGCUGUCGGCUACGGUGUGCUCCAAGGAGAGCUGUACUGGCUGGUGAAGAACUCCUGGUCCACCUACUGGGGUAACAACGGCUACAUCCUCAUGUCCAUGAAGGACAACAACUGCGGGGUAGCCACGGAUGCCACCUACCCCAUCCUGGAGUGACCCUGGCGCCAAAACAGGCUGGGGUCACCUACGCCAUCCUAGCCCCACCCACAAGGGUUACCAGGCCUGGGCUGUUAGUUUGCAGGCCAGUGUGGAUUUCAUCCCAGCAGAGACACCCACUUGAGAGCCUAAUUCAUACCGUCCCCCUGCCUUGGCCCUCGUCGGUAGCAAAUCAGCUCCUCGGAACCUCGCAGCACUAAGCCCCUGAGUGAAAAGUAAAGCAGCCACGCAGGCGGGAGGAUGGUGGGAACAUACCAUAGCAAUCAAGGCGGGGUGGUAAUUUGGGGAAGGGGAGAGGUGU
Messenger RNA from Caretta caretta (loggerhead turtle), 2113 nucleotides. Its product is annotated as digestive cysteine proteinase 1. Gene Ontology annotation, molecular function: cysteine-type peptidase activity. Lineage: Eukaryota; Metazoa; Chordata; Testudines; Cheloniidae. Gene Ontology annotation, biological process: proteolysis. The record is from RefSeq and is a predicted model, not a curated record.